AUGGUCCGAAGCAAGUUUAAGGAUGAACACCCGUUCGACAAACGAAAGGCUGAAGCCGAGAGGAUCCGUCAAAAGUACAAUGACAGGAUUCCAGUAAUUUGUGAGAAAGCCGAAAAGAGUGAUAUUCCUACGAUCGACAAAAAGAAGUACCUUGUCCCAUCUGAUCUCACCGUCGGUCAGUUCGUUUAUGUUAUCAGAAAACGAAUCAAGCUCGCUCCCGAGAAGGCAAUCUUCAUCUUCGUAGAUGAUAUUCUCCCUCCUACGGCUGCUUUGAUGUCUGCGAUCUACGAUGAGCACAAAGACGAAGAUGGCUUCCUUUACGUCCUCUACGCUUCGGAGAAUACAUUUGGUGAUCUGGCUCAAUACGAAGUCAAGGAUGAAGAGUAA
This is a messenger RNA of Kwoniella mangroviensis CBS 8507, 387 nucleotides long. RefSeq lists its product as uncharacterized. Lineage: Eukaryota; Fungi; Basidiomycota; Tremellomycetes; Tremellales; Cryptococcaceae. Gene Ontology annotation, molecular function: phosphatidylethanolamine binding. Gene Ontology annotation, cellular component: cytosol; autophagosome; fungal-type vacuole membrane. Gene Ontology annotation, biological process: macroautophagy; cellular response to nitrogen starvation. Bases 1 to 387 code for a protein of 128 amino acids. The record is from RefSeq and is a predicted model, not a curated record. The transcript has 7 exons.